Scaptodrosophila lebanonensis is the source of this 1399-nucleotide messenger RNA. It is a transcript of the gene Snap25, whose product is annotated as synaptosomal-associated protein 25. NCBI's taxonomy places the organism in Eukaryota, Metazoa, Arthropoda, Insecta, Diptera, Drosophilidae. The transcript has 8 exons. The record is from RefSeq and is a predicted model, not a curated record. Gene Ontology annotation, biological process: exocytosis; synaptic vesicle priming; synaptic vesicle fusion to presynaptic active zone membrane. The coding region runs from base 148 to 789 and encodes 213 amino acids. Gene Ontology annotation, molecular function: SNAP receptor activity; syntaxin binding. Gene Ontology annotation, cellular component: plasma membrane; SNARE complex.
CCAAACUACUUUAACUUGUGUAUUUAGACGUAAAGGAAAAAUAUAAAUUUAUAAAUUUUAAAAUAUCAAGUUAGUAGUGACUUACUUACUAUUUAUUGGAAAUCUCUCGUGUAUAAAGUAUAAAUCGGAAAUAAAGCACUUUGAAAAAUGCCGUCUGAUCCUGCCGAAGAAACAUCCGGGCCACAAGUGCCCAAGACGGAGUUGGAGGAGCUGCAGAUUGCCGCUCAAGGUGUAGCUGAUGAGUCGUUGGAAAGCACUCGGCGGAUGCUGGCUCUUUGUGAGGAGAGCGCGGAAGUUGGAAUGAGGAGCAUUGUAAUGCUGGAUGAGCAAGGAGAGCAACUUGACCGCGUUGAAGAAGGCAUGGAUCAGAUUAAUGCCGAUAUGAGAGAAGCCGAAAAGAAUUUAAGCGGAAUGGAGAAAUGUUGCGGCAUUUGUGUACUGCCCUGCAAUAAAAGUCAAUCGUUUAAAGAGGAUGAUGGAACCUGGAAAGGAAAUGAUGAUGGAAAGGUUGUAAACAACCAACCUCAACGGGUUAUGGACGAUAGGAAUGGAAUGAUGGCUCAAGCUGGAUAUAUUGGCAGAAUUACAAAUGACGCUCGAGAGGAUGAAAUGGAGGAAAAUAUGGGCCAAGUUAAUACUAUGAUUGGCAAUCUGCGCAAUAUGGCCUUAGAUAUGGGCUCAGAGCUUGAAAAUCAAAACCGCCAAAUUGACAGGAUUAAUCGAAAGGGCGAGUCCAAUGAGGCAAGGAUAGCUGUAGCAAAUCAAAGAGCGCACCAGCUAUUAAAAUAAAGGAAUCAUGAGCAAUUUAAAUGUAUAUAUAUCUAUUCAUUUUACAUUUCGAAUCAUACAUUUAAACAAGAUUUUUUCAUGCAACCAUUUAGUGCUCCAAAUGUUGUAAGAUCAAUUUUUAAGUUGCUAUUGUGAUACCAGGAAUACUAGUACUUCUGUAUCAUUAUAUUUUUACAAUUUAUGUAUCUUAAUACAUAUUUGUAGACUCAUAAACAAUUAUUAAUAAAUAAUGUAUUGUUGCCCAAUUUAACAAAGUAUUAUCUGCAUAAAAAGUAUUAUUACUAUAUACAAAUUGUUUUUAUUAGGUAGUUAAUUGUAAGCAGCGCGUAAGCAGAUUAAAUGUUGUGGAUAACUAUUAGUUUAUGUGCUGAUUAUAAUUAAUCAUCUUUAUAAAACUGCUCUGGCAAAUGUUAAUAGAUCGAUUAUUUUACAUAAGUUAUAAUGCUUUAAUUUACAUUUAAUUUGUAUAUAAAUAUUAUGCAUAAAUGGAACUAAGCCAACAAGAUACAUAUAAAAGUGAUAUCAGUAACGUUGUUUGCUCACUUCAAAAUGUUAUUGAAAUCGCUUUUAUGAGCCCUUUAUUCAGUUUAUUAGUAGUUAUUACAUAACU